UACAGGUGUCAUGGUUAUUAUAAAAUCUACAACAAGGAAGAAGCAACUCAUAUGGUUAAAGAUGCAGCCGACUACCUGAAACCUGAAACACACAGAAAUGGAAAUGAAUUUAUGUCAAGUCGUAUGUGCUGUAUGUUGUCUGCUCCUUUAUGCAACAGGCUCACUCGCACAGCUAAGUGUGUGUGGUCGGCCUUCACUGAACACAAAAAUUGUUGGGGGUGCAAAUGCUGCUGCCGGUUCCUGGCCUUGGCAGGUCAGCAUUCAGACAAGGGGCUUCCAUUUCUGUGGUGGCAGCCUGAUCAAUAAAAACUGGGUCUUAUCAGCUGCUCACUGUUUCCAAAGCUUUGGUGCAGCAUCUAUCACAUUGGUACUAGGAGCACGGAAUCUGCAGGGGACGAGCACUAAUAUUCAGUACAGAGGCGCUACUAAAAUUAUCAUCCACCCAAACUUUAACAGUACCACCAUUGACAAUGACAUUGCUCUAGUCCAGCUGUCCUCUUCAGUGACGUUCACUGUGUACGUAUUGCCGGUUUGCCUCGCAGCAAGCAGCAGUUCUUUUUCUGGUGGUAUAAAUGUCUGGAUCACAGGAUGGGGUAAAAUUGCUACUAAUGUGGAUCUGGCAGCCCCACAAACUCUGCAGGAGGUGGUGGUGCCGACUGUCAGUAACACUGCCUGUGCAACGGUAUAUGGAGAUUUAUUAACCAACAAUAUGAUAUGUGCUGGAGUGGCUGCAGGAGGAAAAGGUGCAUGCAAUGGUGAUUCUGGAGGACCACUGGUGGUCAAGCUCAACCAAACAUGGAUUCAGGCUGGGAUUGUCAGCUUUGGCACUAAGAAAGGAUGUUCUGUUCCUGGCAUUCCCACUGUUUUCACCAGAGUGUCUCAGUAUCAAGCCUGGAUUGAGAACAAUACCAACAGCAGUAAAACUGGAUUUGUUGCAUACUCAAGGGGAAAUUGUGGUUCCUCCAAUCUCUUCUAUUUGCUUUUUUUCCCCAUCACCCCCUUCCUCUUUUUCCUAUCCACAUUCUAGGGAUGUUAACUAAAUUAAUUAAAAGCACAUCAGUAAAUUAGUCUUACUGCAGUCAACUUAUUUUAAGAAAGAAAAAAACAUAGCUUUUAUCUUUAACUUUGAUUCAAUACUAUAUCAUCUUUAAAAUAAGAAUUUCAAAGGGUACGUGAAACAGUCAAACAAAAUUGUGCCGGAAGAGCCUAAUUUACUUAACAUUAUUUUUAGCUGUUAAGUUUUUUUAUU
This is a messenger RNA of Clarias gariepinus (North African catfish), 1249 nucleotides long. RefSeq names its product chymotrypsin-like protease CTRL-1. Gene Ontology annotation, biological process: proteolysis. The transcript has 6 exons. The record is from RefSeq and is a predicted model, not a curated record. Gene Ontology annotation, molecular function: serine-type endopeptidase activity. Lineage: Eukaryota; Metazoa; Chordata; Actinopteri; Siluriformes; Clariidae. Bases 98 to 1027 code for a protein of 309 amino acids.